Messenger RNA from Chara braunii, 1828 nucleotides. The record is from the annotation of a GenBank genome assembly. Lineage: Eukaryota; Viridiplantae; Streptophyta; Charophyceae; Charales; Characeae.
CCCGGAGCUCAGGACAUGUCCGCGGACGCAACUAAAGAGGGUUGAGAGCGAUGAGAGGCGAUCACAAUAGAGGCGGAGAAAAAGUGAGCAGUUGGGGAUCCCACUCGCCUAGGAUAGGCAGGCGCUCAGGACGUCAAGAUCGAGGGGAUGAUCUAGAGGAGAGAGAUCAGGUGCGAACUGUUGAUAUUGGGGGGAUCCUCUCUACAGGUGAUGUUGGGGAGGAGGUCUUACCAGUAGGAUCCCAGAGGCAGGAUGACUCAUCUAUCCCUGAGAUUGGGACAUCGCAAGUACCAGAAGCAUAUCAAGGUGAGACUGGGAGUAGAGGUUGUGAUCGUGGAGGUGCGCCUGAGGCAGAUGGGAGUACUCAGCCUACGCUCAUACAGGAUGGGGAGGAGGCUUCCCUACAGCUUGUGUUGACGACUGUUCCAGACCAGCCUACUAGGAUUGAUACCUCGAAGAGGGCGGUUUCCGAUACUGCAUCGGAGGAUAGGAGGGAUAGGCCUUAUCGAUGGAGAGACACACAGGACACGGCAUUAGAUCUCCCGCAAGGGGAGCUACAACUCAUGAUAGAGCCUGCCACGAUAGGACCGAUGCAGGAGCACGAGGGACCUGACCUCACCUCCAACGAAGUUGAGGAGAGUGAUCCUCAGUGUCACCAAAUGAACAUGCAUGGCCCUAAUGACAGGAGGUGUAUGAGAGAGGAUACUUUGAGAAACGUCAUUUGGCCACGGUAUGAGCAGCAUCAGCAUGAGUUAGAGCUCAGAGCGGCAUCUGAACGACCUCAGGUGAAGGUCCUAGCACACGGAGAUGGAGCCCACGAGGGGCCUCAGCCUGAGCAGGUACAGGAGACGACACUGAUGCAUGGUGAGCUAGGGCACCGUAGGCAGAGGGUUCAGCCUCAGUCAGAGCCAGCGAUGGAGGAUGGUGAGAGAGGUGCGAGGGGACCCUCAUCAUUGGAUGGAUUGUCAUUACUAAGCGAGAGUCGAUUGGUUGCGCAGCCAACUGAGAUUGAGGGUUCAUUGACUGCCCAGCUAUAUGACAUGGAGUCUCCUCGGAUGCAGGUACAACAGGACGUAUCCCAACCAUCGGCCAUAGAUAUAGAGACAGAGCAGGUUGAGGCCGAGGUUAUGGGGUUAGGCACGGAGACUCCCACGGAGGGCAUACAGACCUGGCGAGUGGAGUCGUCACCUCUAGAUUUCGGGGCUACUCCUCAGCGAGAUGGAGGUCAGAGGGAGACUAGCAUGAGAGGCCAAGUUGAGGCAGGUCCGGAGCAUACCCAGGAUGCAUUCAUGACUCAUGAGGAGGAGAGCUGGCCAGAGUUCGAUAGAUCACGAGCCUGUCAGGAGGGAUGUGUGGCGAGCCGAGGAGAUGGGACGGAUACCAUCGUUACAUUUUCCAGAGGAGUGCAUGACAGAGUUGUUUGCCCCGCCUUCCAGGUUGACCUCAGGAGGCGAGUCGUGCAGUUCGAUGGACAAGGGCUACUUAGGGAUAUGCGUGGCGCUCGUCUUCUGACAAGGCGUCACGGUGUUAAGAGAGUCGUGUAUGACAAGCUAGGCCUGGAGCUGAGGAGGAUGAGUGACAGAUUACAUGUCCACGAGACGCAUGAGGUGUCAGACUAUGAGAUCAAAGAGAAGAUCAAUGAGAACGAGGUGAUUGUUACGAAAGAUAAGCCGUUGGGCUCGUUCCAUAUUAUUAUCUUCUACUUUGAGGGCUCCAAGGCAUAUACUUGUAUUACCGCAUGACUUGUAUAAUGGGAGUUUCACUCCAGGCGUCGGGUUUAGAGCCAUGUACUAUACAUAAUUGGUGAUUAGACUUAACUCCCGUUUAA